Molecule: messenger RNA, 2323 nt
Organism: Daktulosphaira vitifoliae (grape phylloxera)
Lineage: Eukaryota; Metazoa; Arthropoda; Insecta; Hemiptera; Phylloxeridae
Product: scavenger receptor class B member 1-like
Exons: 10
Coding region: 359-2065 (568 amino acids)
Cellular component (GO): membrane; cytoplasm
Molecular function (GO): scavenger receptor activity
Source: RefSeq, a predicted model, not a curated record
UGAAAUUUUGUCACCGCCACUCAGUCAGUCGAUAUAUUGUCUUUGAGACCGAAGCACAUAAUUUGCUUUCCAGAUUUAUUACCCACGUGGAUAAUCUAUUCGAUUACUUUUACUUGUUUAAAAAUAUUUCUUUUUUUAGUACAUAAAUUUUCAAUAACUUCGAUUCAUCGACAGUGCAGUUUGAAUACAAUUGGCUUUGAUUACUCAUUUAUUUUUCUUGUGUUUUUACCUCAUUAAACUGUUUCAAAUUUGUUAAUGGUAUACCUUCUUAUCGAAGGAAAAAAUUAUCACGGCAAGUUCUCGUCCUUGGAAAUAGGCGAUAUAUGAGAAUUUUCCAAAAGUAAUCUACUUCGAUGAAAUGCGACACCGAAUCUUAAUAUUCGGAAACUCCAAGUUCAGAGGGUUUGGUCUUAGUCUAAUUAUCUUAUCAUAUGCAUUAUAUUUUUUCAAUCCCGUGGAAGUCAUUAAAUCAGCUAAAUUGACAUUUGUAGAAGGGUCGUUUCUAUAUCAAUUGUGGCAGAAACCACCGGUAAAACUCUACAUUAAUGUUUAUAUGUUCAACAUAACCAAUUCGGAACGGUUUCUGUCUGGUGAAGAUGAAAAAAUUCAUGUCGAGGAAGUGGGCCCGUACGUUUACUGGGAAGAGUUGGUUCAUGAAAACAUAACGUUCAACGACAACGGUACAAUAUCAUAUAUACCUAGAAGGAAAAUGCAUUUUGAUCAUGAAUUGUCAAUAAGUAAUCCAGAAGUAGACCACUUAUUCGUUCCUAAUUUGCCCUUAUUGGGAUUUUCUUCACUUCUGAAGGACUCGCCGAUGGUAGUCAACAUGUUUUUUGAAUCAUUAGUCGAAUACUUGGACUCAAAACCAAUAUUAAACUUAACUGCACACGACUUUCUAUGGGGUUAUGAUGAUAAGUUAGUAAGUCUGGCCAGUAAAAUGUUGCCUAGUUGGAUAGACUUUACAAGAUUCGGAAUGUUAGAACGAAUGUUAAAUGAAGGCACAAACGUUGUUACUAUGAAUUUACCAUCUGAUGAUGAAAAUAGACGUCCUUAUACUAUUGAUGAGUUUAACGGUUCGCUAAACCUUUCUCAGUGGAUAGAUAAAAAACAUCCAGAUGAACCAAACCAUUGUAAUUUGGAAAAGGCAACAGAAGGAGUUGUAUACCCAAGGCAUAUAACGCCAGAUAUGAAUUUUCCGCUAUAUCGCAAAGCGUUUUGCAGGACAUUACUAUUGGAAUUCUCUUCGGUUGGAGAUACAGAUGACGGGUAUGAGGUGAAUUAUUAUAAGUUUUCACAUAAGGCUUUCAAUUCCAGUAUGGAAAACAAUAGUUGCUAUUGUAAAAAUGGCGAGUGUUUGCCAGCCGGUCUGUCGGACUUGUCUCCAUGUUAUUAUAAUAUUCCGGUAGCCGUUUCGUUUCCUCAUUUCUAUGACGGAGAUCCAUCUUUAGUGGGCAAAAUAGACGGCAUUUCCCCCGAACGGGAGAAACACGAAUCCGUGAUGGCCAUACAACCGGACAUUGGUAUUCCAUUGAUGAUAAAUACGAGACUUCAGCUGAAUUUAGUAGUCAAUACAAAGGAACGCAAUAACCGGGCGAGGAAAUUUGACGGGUUGACAUUGCCAGUGUUCUGGGUACACUUGGAGGUCAAGAAGUUACCGGAAUCCCUAGUUAACUUGUUAUUUUUGUGUUUUUGCUUGGGCCCACUUCUAUUAAAGAUGGUCAUACUGUUAUUGGCAUUAGUUGGGAUUACACUGAUUAUUUUGCCUUCGGUACGGUCAUCAGUUGGUAAAAACAAAGGCGUAACGUGGUCAAUCUGUUGUUCUCGUCGUUAUGAUCGUAACCUUGGCCAUCAAAAAGGUGACCGAGGUGACUGCAAAGGCCAAUGUGGUGCAAAUUGUAUGUUGGUUUCUGAUGGAGAUGAUAUUGUCAAAGGUUGUGAGAUAGUCAACACUGUUGUGAUCACUGAAAAGAAGAAGUCUGCUAAUAACAGGGCUUAUUCUCCACUGACGGUUAUUGUUCCUAAACCAUUCUUCAAGCCAAACUAUGAUGACACUAGAGGUCGAUGAAGACAGUGCUGCCAUUAAUUCAUGUCUUCAUUAUCAUCAACAAUAUCAUAACUGUAACAUCAUACUUUAUUCUAUUACAAUUUAAUAUAUAAUUUUUUUUUACUUAAUUUUCUCUAAGUGGAUUUCAAUAAACAACUGUGAUACUGAUAUUUCUAUAUAAUAUUUGAAGCACAUUAUAAAUAACUUUUAUAUACCUGUAGCUAAUUUUUUAUUGUAUACACCGCUCAAGUUUUAAUAACUUUAUUAUAACUUCGUAGC